AUGAACCAAGAAUCCAAAGGGUCUCUCGGUGUUGUCUUUGCUACGAACAAAAGUGUGAAGAAUUCUCUACUAUUUGCGAUUGAUAGUCAAGCUCAAAGAACUAGGAGACCAACUCGUAGAGCUUGA
Cavenderia fasciculata is the source of this 126-nucleotide messenger RNA. RefSeq lists its product as uncharacterized. The coding region runs from base 1 to 126 and encodes 41 amino acids. The record is from RefSeq and is a predicted model, not a curated record. The transcript has a single exon. NCBI's taxonomy places the organism in Eukaryota, Evosea, Eumycetozoa, Acytosteliales, Cavenderiaceae.